AUGACCUUUAAAGAAAAGACUUUGAUUCAAUCGUUUUUUAGAAUCAUAUUUAUUUUGGUCUUGUUAUCAUGUUCAUUUCAACGAGCUUAUUGUAGUUUAUUCUCUAAUUCACAAGUCUCUAUUACUCAAGAUGUUGUCUGGAUAUACUCUAACUCUUCUACACUAGUACACGUUGAUAAUAGUUUUACUCCUAUAUUUUAUAAUAAUAAUAUAAGAUCUGCUACUAAUUUGAGUCAACCUAUUGAAUCUGGGUUAAAAGGUGUUCUUUAUAUUCAAGAUUCAAGCCAGUGUAGUAUGGCUAAUAAUAACAUAAACUCAUCAUCUUCAGACCAAUUUGUAUCUCUACCAACUGGAUUGCCCAAGAUUGCUCUUAUUUAUCAACAGGAGAUAGAGACAAGUAGCUGUUCGGUCAUUGAUAAUAUCCUACAAGCUCAAAACCAAGGAGCAGUUGGGGUUAUUAUGUAUGGAAAUACUAUAUUAAAUCCUUCAAAGGAUGAAGAAAAAUCAACCAUGAUCCCUACUGGAACCAAUAUUGCCAUUGCAGUUUACUUUGUUGAUAUUAAGAUAGGUGAAGACUUAUUUGACAAGGUCAUGUCUUAUAAAAAUUACCCUUCAACUUCAUUAGAUAGGUCUGUUAGUGUUAAACCUUAUAUACGUACUGUUUUAUUACCUGCAAGCCCUGGUGGUAUCAAUGCUUGGGAAGUAACCUUAUUAAUUGUAUCCAUAUUACUUGUCACAAGCUUCCUUGCUUCAGUUAUCAUGCACUGGCAUAUAUGGAGAAAGCGUAGAAGGCAAGAGUAUUUGAUUGAACAGGGCUUAAUUCCUAUUCCUGUUGAGAUGCUGCCUAUGGGGAAACAAAUACUGGAUAAAUCUCAACUUGACAGCUUAUUCCCUAUUAUAGAUAUAACUUCAGACUACCGAUUUUCAUCUGAAGAUCCACCCGUAUGUGUCAUUUGUCUUGAAAGCAUUACAGUAAACUCAAAGAUUCGUAAAUUACCAUGUGAGCAUGAGUAUCAUUGUCAUUGUAUAGAUCCAUGGUUAACAGAAAAAUCUUCUGAAUGUCCUCUUUGUAAAUACGAUUGUAAUCUUAUUUCUAAACCUAGUCAUAAAGAGAAAAUGGAUACCAAUGUAAUACAAAAGUUGGCUUUGAAUCCAGUCAGAUAA
Molecule: messenger RNA, 1164 nt
Organism: Cokeromyces recurvatus
Lineage: Eukaryota; Fungi; Mucoromycota; Mucoromycetes; Mucorales; Mucoraceae
Exons: 6
Coding region: 1-1164 (387 amino acids)
Cellular component (GO): nucleoplasm
Source: RefSeq, a predicted model, not a curated record